UACACACAAACGCGUACAAAACGAUCGGCACGAUCGUGCGGCCGUCGCCAAUUGACUUCACGCCGAAGUCAGAAGGAAAAAUUUUUUGAAAUUUAAAUUCAGUUGCUCGCGGAAGGGCCAUCCAGACGGUUGGAUAAAUGGAUCGGCUCCAAUAAAAAAAGUGAAAAGUGAAUAAAAAAAAUAAGUGAAAAGUUAAAAAUAUUGUGCUGUAAAAAAUAUAUAAAAAGUGAAAUUGCAUAAGAGCAAGUAAAGCAGGAAAACGAAUUAAAGAGAGGACUUCCGCUUAGCGGUGCUUGUGUGUGUGUGUAUUGGUGCAACCGUCUCACCAAAAGGAUUAAUUUAGCAACGACAAUUAAACGAUUAUACACUGAACUGUAAUAUGGCGCAGCCACAUUGGUGGCGUAGCGGCGGCAGCGUGGGUGUGGCACUUUUCUGUUCACUGCUCAUCGCUUGCUGUGGCAGCCUGGUAUUGGCCGAACUCACACCACCGUAUUUCAAUUUGGCUACAGGACGUCAGGUUUACGCGUCGGCCACAUGUGGUGUGGGCACUGAUGGACCGGAAUUGUAUUGUAAAUUGGUGGGCGCUAAUACGGAGAAUGACCACAUCGAUUAUUCGGUUAUUCAAGGACAGGUUUGUGACUAUUGUGAUCCCAGUAUACCCGAAAAGAAUCACGCCGCCGAGUACGCUAUUGAUGGCACCGAGGCAUGGUGGCAGAGUCCUCCACUCUCCCGUGGCAUGAAAUACAAUGAAGUCAAUCUGACUAUCGAUUUCGGACAGGAAUUCCAUGUCGCCUAUCUUUUCAUUCGUAUGGGCAACUCGCCACGUCCUGGUCUAUGGACAUUGGAGAAGUCUACCGAUUACGGUAAGACAUGGUCACCAUGGAUGCAUUUCUCCGACUCCGUGCACGAUUGUAUCACCUACUUCGGUAAGGACUCCUACAAGCCAAUCACACGUGAUGACGAUGUCAUCUGCUCAACUGAGUUUUCGCGUAUUGUGCCACUGGAAAACGGUGAAAUACCAGUCAUGUUGCUCAAUGAUCGCCCCUCGGCUUCGAACUAUUUCAAUUCAACAGUGUUGCAAGAAUGGACACGUGCAACAAAUGUGCGCAUACGCUUGCUACGUACGAAGAAUUUACUUGGUCAUUUGAUGUCAGUAGCAAGACAGGAUCCGACAGUUACGCGUCGUUACUUCUACUCCAUCAAAGAUAUCUCGAUUGGUGGCCGUUGUAUGUGUAAUGGUCACGCAGACACUUGCGAUGUUAAAGACCCGAAAAGUCCAGUUCGUAUAUUGGCGUGUCGCUGCCAGCAUCGCACUUGCGGCAUACAGUGUAAUGAAUGUUGCCCGGGCUUCGAACAGAAGAAAUGGCGCCAAAACACCAAUGCACGUCCUUUCGAAUGCGAACCUUGCAACUGCCACGGGCAUACCCAUGAAUGCGAUUACGACGAGGAGAUCGAUCGUAAAGGCUUAUCACUGGAUAUUCACGGACGCUACGAUGGUGGUGGCGUUUGUAAGAAUUGUCAACACAAUACGGAGGGCAUUAAUUGCAACAAAUGUAAGGGCAAAUUCUAUCGUCCGUUCAACAAAUUCUGGAACGAGACCGACGUCUGUCAACCUUGCAAUUGUGACGACGUUUACUAUACCGGCCACUGUGAGGAGGGCACAGGUCGCUGCGAAUGCCGUAAGGCGUUCCAACCACCAAACUGUGACUCCUGCGCUUAUGGUUACUAUGGCUAUCCGAACUGUCGGGAGUGCGAGUGUAACUUGAAUGGUACCGAUGGCUAUCACUGUGAGGCGAUCAAUGGAGAAUGCCCGUGCAAGAUCAAUUUCGCUGGGCAUUAUUGUAAACAGUGCGCUGAAGGUUUUUAUGCCUUCCCGGAGUGUAAAGCUUGCCAAUGCAACAAGAUUGGCUCAAUCAGUAACGACUGCGAUGUGGAAAGUGGUCAGUGCAAAUGUCUGAGCAGCUUUGGCGGAGAACGAUGUGCGCAUUGCAAGGACGGCUACUACAAUUAUCCCAAGUGUCAAUAUUGCGAUUGCGACAUACAAGGCACACAAGCGGAAAUCUGUAACAAAGAGUCAGGUCAAUGUAUUUGCCGAGAAGGAUUUGGCGGACCACGUUGUGACAUGUGUCUUCCUGGCUUCUAUGACUAUCCAGCUUGCAAGCCAUGCAACUGCUCUACACAAGGCAGCAUGGCUAUCACCUGUGACAAUACAGGCAAAUGUAACUGUCUACCCAACUUUGCCGGCAAACAAUGUACGCUCUGCAGCGCCGGUUACUACAGUUAUUCGGAGUGCUUACCUUGCAAUUGCGAUGUGCACGGUUCGGAGGGGGUCACCUGUAAUUCGGACGGACAAUGUUCGUGUUACCCGAACUUUGGCGGUAAACUGUGCGACUCCUGCAAAGAGGGUUUCUACAACUUCCCCAAUUGUGAGGAUUGCAAUUGUGAUCCGGCUGGUGUUAUUGACAAGUUUGCUGGCUGUGGUUCGGUGCCGGUCGGUGAGUUGUGUCAGUGUAAGGAACGCGUAACGGGCCGCAUUUGUAAUGAAUGUAAGCCGCUAUAUUGGAACUUGAAUAUCAGCAAUCCAGCUGGUUGUGAAGUGUGCGAUUGUUGGAUCGAUGGUACGAUUGCAGCAUUGGAUACUUGCUUCUCGAAGACGGGACAAUGUACAUGUAAGCCACAUACACAAGGACGCACUUGCAGGGAAUGUAAGGACGGUACUUAUGAUUUGGAUGGCUCAUCGCUGUUUGGUUGUAAGGACUGUAGCUGUGAUGUCGGCGGUUCGGAGCAUAGCGAGUGUGACAAGUCCUCAGGUCAAUGUAAAUGUCAUCCACGUGUAACGGGACGUGGUUGCACACAACCACUGACAACACAUUACUUCCCCACAUUACAUCAAUUCCAAUAUGAAUAUGAGGAUGGCGCACAACCAUCGGGUGCGCAGGUACGCUAUCAAUACGACGAGAAUGUGUUCCCCGGCUUCAGCAGCAAAGGUUAUGCCGUUUUCAAUGAUAUACAAAAUGAAGUGCGUAAUGAGUUUAUGGUAAAGAAAUCCUCGUUAUAUCGCAUCGUUAUACGUUAUGUGAAUCAAAAUCCAUUCAAUGUUACGGCGAGCAUACUUAUACAAUCGGAAAAUCCACUCGAAGUAGACCAGAGUGUCAAAGUACUCUUGCGUCCAACGACGUCUCCGCAGUUCGUUACAGUCUCCGGUGUGAAAGGCAACAAACCCUCACCAGUCGUUUUGGAUCCCGGCUCUCGUUACACCUUCACUACUAAAACGAACAAGAAUGUCAUGCUCGAUUAUUUCGUGCUGCUGCCAGCUGCUUACUAUGAAGCUUCCAUUUUAACACGCAAAAUCACGAAUCCCUGCGAAUUGGGCAAUAUGGAGCUUUGCCGUCAUUAUAAAUAUGCUUCCGUUAAUGACUUUCAACCAUCCACAACACCAUUUAUUGCCGGCGCUUAUGACAAACCCAACAUACCUACCGAAGUUUACGACAAUUCUGAACAUUUGGCCAUUAUCGGCCAUGUUGGUGAUAUACCUGUCAUCAGCGGCACACAGCGUCAAUUGAACUACAUGGUCGAUGUACCGCACAGUGGCCGUUACAUAUUUGUUAUCGAUUAUGUCAGUACGCGCGAGUUUCCCGAACCAUAUUUCAUCAAGUUAAGCUUGGGUGAAAAUGAAACAGAUUAUGGUACAACUACCUUGUAUCCCUGCCUAUAUUCGAUGGCCUGCCGCACGCCAAUAAUCGAUGAUUAUAGUCGCGAGAAAGCAUUCUAUAUCUCCAAGGGUGACCAAAAACCGGUCAUUGUUACGAGUGACUAUGAUGAUAUUGGACGCGUUGCAAUAAUAUCUGUUACCGCUAUUCCAGUCGAUAAGUGGUCCAUAGAUUACAUCGAACCCAGUCCGGUUUGUGUUACACACAAUAAUCAAUGUGCCGCACCGAAAUUCCGUUCCGUGCCCGAUUCGAAAAAAAUUGAAUUCGAAACUGAUCAUGAAGAUCGCAUUGCCGAAAAUAAACCCCCAUAUGCCGCGCUGGAUGAACGUGUUAAACUGGUAUAUUUGGAUAAUAAGGAAGAUACGAGCACAAUAGUUAUUGAGUCGAAGGUAGGCGAACCUGGCCGCUACGUCAUUUUGGUUAAAUACUAUCAGCCGCAUCAUCCCAAAUACAACGUACUCUACACACUGACCACUGCCAAAAAUCAAUACAGCGGUAAAUUCGAUAUUAGCCAUUGCCCAUCCAGUUCAGGCUGUCGUGGUGUUAUACAUCCUACCGGUGAAGAUUGGUGGUUCGAUAUUGAAGAUGACUUUAAAUUUACGUUAACGAACACACGCCCACAAGGAGUCUGGCUGGACUAUUUAGUAAUCGUGCCAAUAAAUCAGUAUAAUGAAGAUCUGCUCGUGGAAGAAUUAUUUGACCAGACCAAGGAGUUCAUUAAGGAGUGUGGCCAAGAUCAUUUCCACAUCACACACAACGCAUCAGAGUUCUGUAAGAAGGCCGUAUUUUCCUUGACAGCCGAGCACAAUAUUGGCGCUUUACCUUGCAACUGUGACUACGAAGGUUCUAUCAGCUUUGAGUGUCAUCCUUUCGGCGGUCAAUGUCAGUGCAAAGCAAAUGUUAUCGGCCGGCAAUGUAAUGCUUGUCGUACCGGUUUCUAUGGCUUCCCUGAAUGUAAGCCUUGUGACUGUCCCAGCACUGCAAUGUGCGAACCGAACACGGGCGAAUGCGUUUGCCCGCCGAAUGUGAUGGGUGAGAUGUGUGAAAAGUGCGUGCCCAAUACAUAUGGUUUCCAUCAGAUAAUCGGUUGUGAAGAUUGUAAUUGCAAUUAUUUGGGUAUUGCUAAUGGUAAUCAACAGUGUGACAUGUUCAAUGGUUCCUGCGAGUGUCGUCAACAUAUUGAGGGUCGUGCUUGUGAUAUGUGUUCGAAUGGUUACUACGAUUUUCCACGUUGUGAUCAUUGUACCUGCAAUACGGCUGGAACUCUGGCGGAAAUUUGCGAUAAAGUCGAUGGCAGCUGUUUUUGUAAGAGUAACGUUGUGGGCCGCGACUGUGAGCAGUGUCAAGAGGGCACAUACAACUUGCAGGAAAGCAAUCCAGAUGGUUGUACGUCUUGUUUCUGCUUUGGUCGAACGACACGUUGCGAGAGUGCCUAUCUGCGUAUUUACAAUUUGAGCUUGCUGAAAAAUAUCACUUUGAAUUCAGCGCACUUUGGUGAGAAUACCAUUGAUUUCCAAAUUUGGGAUAUACCACAAGAAGAGCUAAUGGUGAAUGAGACCACAUUGAAGGCAGAUUUCUCAUUUCAUGAAGUCAAUGACGUAGAGGCUGAGGAAGUUGUCUAUUUCGGCGUACUAGAUUAUCUAAUGAAUCAAAAUAGUCACAUCUCUGCUUAUGGUGGGGAGCUCGCUUAUUCGCUGUACUACACUACCGGCUUGUCGGGUAAACCAUUGCUUGCACCCGAUGUAGUUCUGUUGAGUAAGGAUCAUUUAUUGGUACACCAGAGUUAUGAACAACCUUCGAGCAAUCAGGCAUUCAGAAAUCGUGUGCAAAUGGUAGAGUCUAACUUCCAAACACACGAUGGCAAACCUGUGACACGUGCUGACUUUAUGAUGGCUUUGCGUGAUCUCAAGAUGAUCUUCAUACGUGCCAAUUACUGGGAGCAAACAUUUAUUUCAUAUUUAUCCGAUCCAUAUUUGACGCUGGCCGAUGAGGAUGAAGAUAGUAUCGGCGAAUAUCAAUUAUUGCCUGUAGAACGCUGUAACUGUCCACCCGGUUACACCGGUUUGUCCUGUGAAGAUUGUGCGCCGGGCUAUUAUCGCGACUCUAACGGUCCUUAUGGCGGUUACUGCAUACCCUGCGAGUGUAACGGUCAUGCACAAACAUGUGAUUGUGCAACGGGCAUUUGCAAAGAUUGUCAACAUUCAACGACUGGUGAACACUGUGAGCUCUGUCAGGAGGGUUACUAUGGUAAUGCCACAUAUGGUUCACCACAUGAUUGCAUGAUUUGUGCAUGUCCACUGCCUUAUGAGAGCAAUAACUUUGCAACCAGCUGUGAGAUUUCCGAAUCUGGUGAUGAGAUACAUUGUGAGUGCAAACCGGGAUAUACAGGACCACGUUGUGAAGCAUGUGCUAACGGUUACUAUGGCGAACCUGAAAAGGCAGGCGAUUACUGUAAACCUUGUGAAUGUUCGGGUAAUAUCAACCCCGCCGAACCGGGUUCGUGUGAUACUAUAACCGGUGUGUGUCUACUUUGCUUGAAUAAUACUUCUGGCGUGGCAUGCAACCUAUGCAAACCUGGCUUUUAUGGUGACGCGGUAAACUUGAAAAAUUGCCAAAGCUGUGAUUGCGAAGAUUUGGGCACAUUCGAGUGUGAUCCCUAUGAGGGUAAAUGUCGUUGUCAUGACAAUGUGAUCGGCGAGCGUUGUGACCAGUGUAAACCUGAUCAUUAUGGCUAUGACUCAGGACUAGGUUGUCGUGCUUGCGACUGUGGUGUAUCUUCCAAUUCAACACAGUGCGAUGCACAUACUGGAAAGUGUAUUUGCAAGCCAGGUGUGACAGGUCGUCAAUGCGAUCACUGCGCUGUGGAUCAUUGGAAUUAUACAAACGAAGGUUGCCAACCUUGUCGUUGCAAUCAGGGUUAUUCGCGUGGCUUUGGCUGUAAUCCGUUUACGGGUCAAUGUGAAUGUUUGCCAGGUGUUAUCGGUGAUCGUUGUGAUGCUUGUCCAAAUCGUUGGGUGCUCAUUAAGGACGAAGGCUGCUUCCAGUGUGACUCCUGUCACGAUGCUCUGUUGGAUGUGACCGAUCGACUACGCUACCAGAUCGAUCCAGUGGUGAAAGAGUUCCAAUCAGUUGCGUUAGCCUUCUUCACUAGUCAAAAAUUAAACUACUAUGAUGAAUUGGCUGAUAAAAUUGCGCCAGAAGUGCAAAAUCUGGACCCGAAACGCAUCAAUUUGGACCCGGCGCGCUCUUUGGUCGCUGAAAUAGAAUCAGGCGCAAAGACUUACGGUAAACAGGUGAACUUUAGUUUGAGCAAUGCUUUAGAAAGUCGUCAAAUUGCCAGCGAACUGAUAGUGAAUGCAACUGAUUUGCGCGAAAAGGCUAAGGCGAGUGCUUUAGAGGCUCAAGAUGCUAUAAAUUCAGUCGAUGCGCUCUCAAAGAAUCUAGAAACGGCAGCAAGUACAAAAAUUGAUGCCGCAUUAGAGGAGGCUCAACGUAUAUUAAAAAAUCUGAAUGACACGAAAAUUGAUACUACACCCACUCAACAGAUCUUGAACAAAUCUAAUGAGCUUUACACUGAGAUUGAUAUACUUGUGGCGCCAAUUAAGAAUCAAAAUGAUGUACUGACUUUGCUGAAGGAUGAUAUUGGGUAUUUAAGCGAUAAACUCGAAGACCUCUACUACUGGAGUGGUAAUGCUACACAAAAUGCAAUCCAAGUGGAUCGCUUGAACAAUUUGAAUAAAGCUGCUUUUGAUAAUUCCAAAUUCGAUACUGUUUCUGAUCAACAAAAAGAAGCUGACACGCAUAUUGAGGAGGCUGGCAAAUACUUUGUGAAUAUUGACUUGGCUCUAAUUGAUAUCGACAAGAGAAUCAAUCAGCUCUCCAGUGUACUCUCCGAUUUGAAGGAUAUUAACAAAAAUGUUGAGGAAGAUUUUCCAGAGAUGGAAAAAGAGAAUAGCGAGGUAACUGAACUGGCUGCACAGGCUAUACGACGUGCUGAUGAACUGAGCUCACACGCUCACGACCUCACUGAUCAAUACGCACAGAUGACAGCUAAUGCUGAGCCGGCAAUAAAGGCGGCUACCGCUUACAGUGGCAUUGUAGACGCAGUCUCUUCAGCACACCAAUUUACGAAAGAAGCCAAACUCGCUGCCGGCAACGCCACGGAGAUCACUGAUGGCAUCGAAGAUCGUGCUGGGCGCGCUGGCAAGGACUCCGGUGAAUUGUUACAAAAUGCGCGUGGCGCCUUGAAUAAAGUCCAAAGUGAGCUGGAGCCACGUUUGAAUGUUUCCGCUGCGAAAGUAGAAAAUAUCUCGAAUUUGAAUAAGAAAACAGAAAAACGUCUGGAGGAGAUAAAUAUUGCAUUGCAACAGUUGCCAGUCGAAACACAACAUGAUCUAUGGAACAAUGCCAAUCAGAAUGCUACGGAAGCGCUGAACAUAAUUGAAGAUGUGCUCGAUAUAUUACGUCCUGUGGGUUUACAAAGCGAGAAGGAGUUGGAGAAGGCACGAAAUAUAUCAAGAGACAUCGAUGCAACGACAAAAGAUAUCUCACAAGCGAGCUCGCAAUUAGACACCGUCGAAGACACCAUACCGCAGCUGAAUAAAUUAGCGCAAAUUAUCGAGCUAGAGCAGGCAAAUGUCGAGGAGGUCGGCCAGUUGUUGGGUGAAGAUAUUGAGAACUUGAAACGACAAAUUGAAACUGCACGCCAAAUCGCCAAUGCCAUUAAAGUGGGCGUACGCUUCUCGCCAGGUACAGUUUUGGAACUGAAAACACCCGAAACCACGCCACUAUUGGCAACCAAAACCAAAGCUUCAGCAUACUUUAAGACCGAGAAACCCAACGGUUUCUUAAUGUACUUGGGCAAUCAUAAUAGAACCUCAUCGGCUGGCAGUAUACCCGCCAAUAAAGACAACGAAGACUUCAUGGCUGUAGAAAUCGUAAAUGGCUAUCCAAUCUUGACAAUGGAUGUGGGCAAUGGACCUGAGCGUAUUACAAAUGAGAAAUAUGUUGCCGACGGCAAUUGGUAUCAGGCAAUUGUGGAUCGCACAGGAUCAAAUGCUAAACUAAUAAUACGCGAAGAAUUGGAGAACGGCACCGUAGUUGAGCAUAAGAAGGAACAACCAUUGUUGGGCGCUAAUAAUGUGUUCAAUGUUGAUCGCAAUAGUCGCUUGUUCGUUGGCGGUCUGCCACCACCAGCUGACUUUACGCCACCACAUGACAUACAGAGUAACGCCUUUGAGGGUGAAAUCGAAGAUCUGCGAAUAGGCGAUGAACAUGCUGGCCUGUGGAACUUCGUUUUCGGUUUAGAGAACAACCAAGGCGCACAACCGCGUAAUAAAUUGUUAACCGAAGAGAUACCACCAACGGGUUAUCGUUUUAAUGGCAAUGGCUACGUUGCACUCAAAGCCUCGCCAUAUAAUCUGCGCGCUCGUUCCAGCAUACAAUUCAGUUUCAAGGCUUCAAAGGACUCCAAAGACGGUUUGCUAUUCUACUAUGGACGCAAUGAUCAAUUUAUGUCGGUGGAGCUGGUGAACGGUUUAGUGUUCUUCCGUUAUAAACUGGGCGAUCACGUUAUGUCGACGGGUACACAAGAUCUAUACAACGAUGACAAAUGGCAUCGUGUCGUAGCCGAACGUGAUGGCAGACGUGGUCAGUUGAAGGUAGACGACAUGAUGUUGGCACAAGAAGAUAUACCCACUGGUCCAACGGAAUUCAAUCCAAUACCAAAACGUCUAUUCUUUGGUGGUUUCCCCGGCAAACGUAAUCAUUCGGUUGUUACUGAACAUAACUUUGAUGGCUGCAUUGAUGAGGUGUCGAUUUCGGGUACAAAGGUGGAUCUGGGCAAUAAUGUGCAUGCACAUGGCGUUAAACCUGGCUGCCCGAAGAAAUUCUCAACUGUGCUGGCAUAUCCCCCCAACGAAUAUGGUUUCUUGCGUAAAGCCAAUGUCACGUCCAAUAAUAAGUUGAAUGCUAAUCUGAAGUUCAAGACCCGUCAACGCGAUGCUCUGAUCUUCUAUGGUGCCAAUCAUGAUCAGAGCGCGAAUAUAGGUCUCACACUGAACGAUGGUUAUUUAACCUUGCGUAGUAUGGGCGCUGAAGUUGUGUCGGAUAUGAAACGGUUGAACGAUGGUGAGGAACAUGUGGUAACCGUGCAGCAUGACGGCGAUCAAUUGCGUUUAUCCAUAGAUGAUACGGAAGAUAAGCGUUUACCCUACACACCGGAAGCCUUAAAUAUACAAGCAGGUGAUAUAUUCUUUGCUGGAUUACCAGAUAAUUAUAGACCAGUGCGAAAUGCACUGCCUACCAUGGCGUACUUUGUGGGCUGCAUUAGUGAUGUGACCAUCAACGGUGAGAUAGUCAAUUUCGCCGACAGCGCUGAGAAACGCAAAGGCAAUAUCAAUAAUUGUCCAACAGACAUUUUAGCUUAUGAUGUUGGGGCAAUACCAUUGUUCUUCCCAGAAGGUGCGAAUGAGCUAUUGCCUGAGCCAGAGUACCCAGGUAACUUUGCAGUACCGUUGGCGCCUACGAAAGCGCCUAUUACUACGACAACGACAUCUCGUCCAGUUGUAGUGGUUACAACAACAAGCACUACGAUAAAAUCAACGAAAGAACCGCCUACGCAAAGUCCGCCGAUUAUUGCGACACGAGAAGAAGAACUGGAACAAGAGCGACAGCGAGAACGGGAGAGAGAGCAAGAGCGUGAACGAGAAAGAGAACGGGAACGGGAGCGCGAACGAGAAAGAGAAAGGGAACAAGAAGAAAAGAUGAAGCCAAUACCAGAACCUGAAUCCGAACCCGAAUCGAAACCAGAAGAACCGUUGCAACCUUUAGGUCCAUUGCAUCCAUUGCCACCACAAAAUGUGCCAGAAGAUCCACGUUGCAAGCUCCCCACAAAUCCAAACUUCGAUGUCGAUUACGAUGAUGCUGGCUACCGUUAUUAUGCAUUGCGUGAGCAGCGUCUGGAAAUAUCACCGCCAACGAAGCUCCGGAAACAAUACGAUAUUAGUCUGAAUUUCAAGACUGCCUACCCCGUCGGUUUACUCUUCUAUGCGGGCAUUAAACAGCAACCCGACUAUAUAGCAAUUUAUCUGUGGGAGGGUAAAUUGCAUCAUCAAGUGCAAAUUGGAGGACAGGUGGCGAAUGUCACCAGCAAAGCGGAAGUGAGCGACAAUGAAUGGCAUAACGUUAAGGUGACACGCAAACACCAUACUAUAAGCCUCUUCAUCGAUCAAAUUGAAGUAGAUUCAAUUACUGAAACGGUGGAGGAUAAUUAUGAGUUGAAUGUGCGAAACAUGGCACUCUUCCUUGGCGGUGUGCCAAAACUCUGGGAGGCUGAAGUUUUCGACAGAAUCGAUUAUGUUGUAGAAGAUCAACCCUUCUAUAAUGGUUGUCUGAAAGAACUGCGGCUCAAUGAUGUGAAUCUGAAAAAAGAACCGGAAGCAUACCAUACAGUGCCCUGUUCAACAGAAGUCGAACAAGGUUUCUUCUUUAGCAAACAGGCGAGCUACGUGAAGCUUUUCGAACGUUUCACCGUCGGCACUGAUUUCAAUAUCAAUUUCGAUAUCCGUCCACGCGAGCCGGACGGUUUGCUCUUCUCUGUGCAUGGCAAAAAUGCAUAUAUGAUCCUGGAGUUGAUCGACAAUAGUCUAGUGUUCACCGUGAAAUCCGACUCGAAAAAUAUUGUCACUACCAAUUAUACGCUACCCGAUAACGGUAGUUAUUGUGAUGGUAAGUGGCGUAAUGUGCAAGCGGUGAAAUCCAAAUUCGUCAUUACGAUUUCGGUGGAUUACAUCAGCACAAAUCCGGGUGUUGGCUCAGAGGGUUCGACGCUGACGAAGACAAAUCGUCCGCUCUUCUUGGGCGGUCAUAUUGCUUUCAAUAAGGCGCCAGGCUUGAAGACGAAGAAAACUUUCAAGGGUUGCAUACGCAAUGUUCAAGUGAACAGGAAGGCGGUGCGCAUUACACCGAAAAUGAUACAUGGCGACAUCUGGCAAGGCGCUUGCCCUAUUAAUUAGUCAUGUUAUUUCUUAUACUAAUAACAAAAACAAUAAAGCAAAAACGAACAAAAAUGUUGACGACCGAAAGUUGCUGUAUUCCCACGAGCCUCAAACCUCAGUGGUUUGUGAGAUGUCUUACAGUAAACUCGUUUUUAUUUUGACUCUUCUGUUUUAUGAUUUCUUCAUUUUCUUUUACAUUUAAAUCUUUACUUUCACAUAAUCUAUUACUCUCCUUGCAGUCUAUUUUUUCUUAUGCUAGCGCCUGUUUUAUAAAGAACAAGGUCUGGUGUAUUCUUAAUCUUAUUUUUUAAACUUAUCUAAUCAAUGUGUUCUUGCUUUUUAUGUAAAUUCGAUAAAUAAUUUUUAAUAAAGUUUCAUAUUUGUAUACGCAAAA
Molecule: messenger RNA, 12101 nt
Organism: Bactrocera oleae (olive fruit fly)
Lineage: Eukaryota; Metazoa; Arthropoda; Insecta; Diptera; Tephritidae
Gene: LanA
Product: laminin subunit alpha
Biological process (GO): animal organ morphogenesis; regulation of cell migration; regulation of cell adhesion
Molecular function (GO): signaling receptor binding
Source: RefSeq, a predicted model, not a curated record